Molecule: messenger RNA, 1150 nt
Organism: Moneuplotes crassus
Lineage: Eukaryota; Ciliophora; Spirotrichea; Euplotida; Euplotidae
Source: the annotation of a GenBank genome assembly
CUUUAUUCAGAAAUGUCUACUAGAAGCCCAAAAAGGAACAAGGACUUAAAAAGAAAGCUUUUGAAGAAUAGGCGAGAUAGAAUCACCCCUAAAGGGUCUGACAAGAGCAAUUUUUUCAGGCUUAAAAAUAUCUCGGAAAAAAGAAAUUUCAGAAAAAUAAAUAUUGAUAAGUUUAUUGAUGAAAGCAAGGCAGUUGCCUCAAGGAGAAUCAAUAACUUCUCUCAAAGCUUGAAGUUGAAAGAGAAGCUGCUAAAUUUAUCUGAGGUCAAGAAUGAUCCACUACUUUCGAAAGAAAUUCAAGAGAAAAUUGACUACUUUAUCACACCUUAUAACAAACUUGUGAAUCUUAAAUAAACAUUUGGAGUAUGAAGAGGAUUUUCAUGAAAAGUAUUCCCCAGUGGUUAAGAAGCUUACUAAGAAAGAUGAUGAAAAGUACUCGAAAUUUAUUAGUGAUAAGCUUUGGAGCAAGAUUACACAUCUUAUCCUUAAAAAUAAGGAGAAUUUUGAUUUUCAAAUUAAUUUGAUCACAAAGAUACUAUCUUAUAAAGGAAUGAUCAACGAGGACGAUCUAAGCCGUUUGGGCUCAAAUAGAGAGAUGAGCAAGAGUAAUCUCUCUGUGAGGAAGAGUCCUGGCAGAAAGGUUUUCAGUAAAUAAAAAGAGCAUUUCCAAGAAAAUAAAAAUAAACAUCAGGAAAUUCAAAUAAGGCCUCCAGGAUGAUCCUUAAAAGACAAAGAGAGAAGAGGAACUCUGUACUUGUGAAUGACAAGAGAAGAAUUAGACCUCAAAGCAUAAAUAUAUCUAUCUCAACUUCAGUAAAUGAUCAUCAGUUUCGUGAGGAUUCUAAGUGAAGACAGUCACAACUUUUUAGCACUAUUCUGACAAAUAAAAGUAUGAAAACCAGAGAUCAUAGCGCAAAAAGAGCUAUAUUCAAGAAUUUUUAUUACAGAAGGUCUAUGGAUGAUCCGAUGCCUAAACUCAGCUUUAAUAAAAAUGAUGACUCCGUAAUAAGAAGCAGCACCAACUGCUCUAUAAGGAACAAUUCCCACACUACCAAAAGGAACCAACAAGACAUCCACACCAGACUAGUCCAAGACCUCAACCGCCAAAUCUCAAAUUCGAAGUCUCCCUUACUGCUAAAAUAGUUCAACA